CCAGCCCCAGCCAGGCCCCAGGGCUGUGAGUCCUCGCGGUCCCCCCUUCACAGUCAGGUACAGAAACCGCAGGCCAGCCAGGGAGGACGCAGGAGGGCGGAGACCACCCCCCGGGAAGAUACCGUUGCUUCCGGAUCUGCAGGAGUAAAAUCUUCCACCCAAGAAGCCGCCAGGCUCCUCCUACCCCCAAGAAAGGCAAUGAGGGUGAGGCUCCGAGUCUGGCACCGGCCGCCGGCUCCCCAUUCAAUCUCCCGCUGUCCCCGUCCUCUUGGGGCGGCACUUUCUAGCCUGCUGGCCGCAGGGUCCCGGAAGGGGUCUCCAGCUGCGCGGUGCCCCGGCCCCGGGACAAAGGAGAAGCGGGCUGGGGACGGCUCAGGCCCCUGCCUCACUGCUGGGGCUCAGCCGCCGCGCACGUGUCCACAGACGUCCAGUGAAAUCCCACGUGUGCGCCCCACAUAGCCCGGCCUCUCCUCCUUGGGCUCGGGCGGCGGGCACCCACCCCCGGGGACACGUGCGCGGGGCCGAGCACGGCCUCUCCCGCCAGGGCAGCGGCGGAUCGGGGCACCCGCUGGUCCAGGACCCCCCCCCGGGCCGCGAUGCCCUGGCAGCUGUCACCUCCCCGGGCCGCCCGGCCCCGCUCGGAUGGGUGUAGCGGAAGGGAGCCACGGGGCGGACACUCACCGCGCUCGCCGCCGCCGCCGCGCUCGCCUC
Messenger RNA from Saimiri boliviensis boliviensis (Bolivian squirrel monkey), 711 nucleotides. The record is from RefSeq and is a predicted model, not a curated record. Lineage: Eukaryota; Metazoa; Chordata; Mammalia; Primates; Cebidae.